Prunus armeniaca (apricot) is the source of this 180-nucleotide messenger RNA. Lineage: Eukaryota; Viridiplantae; Streptophyta; Magnoliopsida; Rosales; Rosaceae. The record is from the annotation of a GenBank genome assembly.
AUGAUGAUUCUGAUGAUGAUGACCUUCAUCAACAGAGGGUUGCAAUGGCUGUUCAACACUAUACGCUGUGAAUACAAGAAUCGGAAGAGAGAAAAACAUCAUAAGAGAGUCUCAUGGAGGACUACUUCUGUGAAAGACCACUUUAUCCUCCAGUGGACUUUCGCAGGCGGUUUCGCAUGA